Photinus pyralis (common eastern firefly) is the source of this 969-nucleotide messenger RNA. Its product is annotated as TWiK family of potassium channels protein 7-like. The transcript has 5 exons. The record is from RefSeq and is a predicted model, not a curated record. Gene Ontology annotation, molecular function: potassium ion leak channel activity. Lineage: Eukaryota; Metazoa; Arthropoda; Insecta; Coleoptera; Lampyridae. Gene Ontology annotation, biological process: stabilization of membrane potential; potassium ion transmembrane transport. The annotation marks the transcript as partial. Gene Ontology annotation, cellular component: membrane.
UUACACAUUUCAGACGAUACAGUGAAUAACAACUUAUUGACAAAUUCAAAGUUUCCAGCCUAUGGUCAGCGCAGCAUAUCUCUAAGUAGUUACGGAAACACUGUGCCAGUAACUACAGAAGGAAGAGCGUUUUGUAUAGUUUUUGCUUUAAUCGGAAUACCUCUUACGCUUACUGUGAUAGCAGAUUUGGGACGCCUUUUUGCUUCUUCGCUCUCUACUUUUAUGGACCAUUUGCCUAGGUGUUGCAGAACUGCCACCGCUGUUGUUCGCAGACCUUCUUGUUACGCACUUGGAUCGGUUGCCUUUUUAUUCGUUUAUUUGGCGGCCGGUGCGGGACUGUUUGUUGUUUGGGAGGACGACUGGACGUUUUUUGACGGAUUUUACUUUUGCUUUAUUACCAUGACCACGAUUGGGUUUGGAGACUUGGUUCCAAAAAAACCGAAGUAUAUGCUGCUUUGCACGGUGUACAUACUGAUAGGAUUGGCGCUUACAUCCACCAUAAUCGAGUUGGUCAGAAGGCAAUACCUACAGUCGUGGAAACAGCUGCAGGCGAUGUCUGGGCCACUGGCCGAAAGUCUUCGCAAAAUGGCAGAUAGUGCCCCUGGCAUAGACGUUUCGGCUUUUCAAAACGAUUUAAAGAAAGUAUUAACUGUGGUUACGAUGCCCAAACGGUUUACGAACCAAUUAGACAAAUACGGGAGGCGACCCAAACAAAUUCAAUGGGAGGAUGCCGUGGAAUCUGUAAUAAGGGAUAUAUCAAAUGGAACCCAAGAGAGGCAAAUUUCACCGCCAGUUGUUAAAAUUGUCAUUUACGAAAGUUCUGUUUAACGCCUACUACGAUGUUCAAUUAUAUUAAACCGAUGUAUCGUAAGCAAUUUCAAGAUUUCAGCAAUUACUGUUUGCGUUAGCUUUUUGAAGUUACGCACAAAGCCAUUCUUCACAAUAUUUUGUAUAAAUCACAUACUCAAA